Eurytemora carolleeae is the source of this 1747-nucleotide messenger RNA. RefSeq lists its product as uncharacterized. NCBI's taxonomy places the organism in Eukaryota, Metazoa, Arthropoda, Copepoda, Calanoida, Temoridae. Bases 38 to 742 code for a protein of 234 amino acids. The transcript has 8 exons. The record is from RefSeq and is a predicted model, not a curated record.
UGAUAAUAAUAAUAAUUAUAAUGAUAAUUAUAAUGAAAUGCUUGUAGUUGGAGGUUUAACUAACGGGCAUAUUGGAUCUAUGAUCCAACCCCUGGAACUCACCAAGAACCAGAGAAGAAAGAAAAGAAGAAAGGAAGGAAGGAUUACCUCGGAACAUUUAAAGAAUGUCGAAGAGGAAAUGGAAUCUGAGGAUGAUGUGUACAUGACCUUUAGUGGAAGAAAGGGAGAACAGCUGAUUUUGUGUACUGUACAGGGAGAACAGCUGAUUUUAUCUACUGUGCAGGGAGAACAGCUGAUAACUGAGAACCUAAAAAGAUCAAAUAGCUGGGGACAGUCUUGUGAUGAAAUUAAUCAGUUAAACCAGAAGAAGUCUCGUGCAGAGGAGGAGGAGGAAGAGGAGGAGGAAGAUGAUGGUUAUGCAGAGGAAUUCUCAAAAUCUAAAGUCUGGGAGAAGCAUGUCAGUGACGUGAUCAAGUCUACUAGGUUUCUAGUCAGUCAAGUUGCUGGGGAGACGGAGAGACGGGACAAUAGAUUCUGUAAAAGUAGAUCAACAUCAAGUGUGCAUGAUGUUGAUACAGAUCUGGAAUCAGAAACAAGGUUGGCUGGGUUGACCCCUACAGCUGUUGCUCGGAAAAUACAACGCAGCAAAUCUACUUCGCCGUCCAGACAGGCAAGUCAGAUGAAAAGACAGAAAGUUCUUUUUAAAAACUUUCGUCCUGAAGAAGCCGACUGGUUGCAAUAGAGGCAAAAUAUACCGCGGCAAGAGUGCGCACGAUCAUCAAGAAGAAAAUCCACGAGCUUAAACAAUAAAAUGACGGGAAACUGUGUUUUAAAUGACCAAAAUAUCUUGUUUAUAAUUCAAUGCAUUAGUUUUCGAAAUCCAACGAGUUUUCCUGAAGAAACUCGUUUAACAGUGCAAAGAUUGUCGUUUUCGUUCUUUAAAUUUAAAUAUUUUUGAUUUGGAACAGAACUAGCUUAAACUUGCUAUCCAAUGUGAGCACUUCUGAAUUUGAGAGGAGCACUUGAUUCCUGGAUUACAGUUGUUUCUGUGAGGUAUCGGAGAGAAAUCAGAUUAGUCCGUUGGUCUGCUUGAGCUGGAGAUCAAUGUUUGAUCCCGAGAUUAACAUAAAAGUUUUGACUUCAGGGCAUAUUUUCAGAGCUUACAAAAUUUAUUAAUGUGAUGAUUCUAAUAAAAAGACUGUAAACGACAAUCAUUUUCCUGUUAAAUUGUUAUCAAUGAUACUAGUUUGUUUUUAAUUAAUUAGUUAUUUAAAUGGAAACAUCCGAAUUUAUGCAUUUUUGCAAAAAUUUAACUGACACCGAUAUAGAUAUUUGUUAAGCGGUUGUUUUUGUAAAUUAACUUUUUAGACUUUUUUUUCAUUUAAAUAACAUUGCUCCAUUAUAUUAAUGUAGGCUUUCUAAGAAAGUAUGUUACUUGACUCCCACAAAAACAAAGGGAAUCUAAGAGUAAAUAGAUAUUGUAAAAAUGAUGUUACCAUAUUCUUAAAAAAUAUUUUGGUUUCUACAUUUGGAUACAAAUGUUUCACUGCAAGUCUGUCUUAAUUCUUUUCGAAAAAGAUAUUUUUGUGUAAAUAAGAAGUAUAUUCAAUACCAAAUUGUAAUAAUCUGUGAUAAUUCACUGAUACUUUGUAUUUUUAUUAUAUGUACUGUAAUGAUAUCAAUACAAUUGCUUAAUUAACUACGCUAACUUUUGGGGAUCUAAAUACAUGUCAUUCUCAUUUCUCAA